Molecule: messenger RNA, 1293 nt
Organism: Colletotrichum graminicola M1.001
Lineage: Eukaryota; Fungi; Ascomycota; Sordariomycetes; Glomerellales; Glomerellaceae
Exons: 2
Coding region: 1-1293 (430 amino acids)
Source: RefSeq, a predicted model, not a curated record
AUGAUGUUCGGUCGGCACAGCUUGCAGAUUACCCAACCCCAAGGGCCCGCAGCCCCUUCUCAUGUCACCGGCCAACAGCCACGUACGCCCGAACGCACUCUUCACGUCCUCGAUACGUGGGAAGACUACCCCCGGGACGAAAAGUCCCAGAGCAUGCCCGGCAACCUCGGCGUAUCCCAACGACCAACGUCGGCGCCGCACCACAACCCGACGACCUCGUCAACGAAACGCAUCUCCCGCCCGAGCCAUGACUUUGACCGCCGUUACGAUGGCCCCUUCGGCCGGCCCAGCCUGGCGACAGCCCGCUCCUCCAUCCGCCCUGGCACGGCCGACGAAGCAGUUCCCGAAGUCAGCAACACCUCAGGAACAGGCCCGGACCGUCACCCAGGCAGGCCGGUAUUCCAACCGACGCCCCCGUCGCUCAACUACAACCUCCGCACCCGCAAGAAGGCCAUCAUCAUCUUCUGGGCCCUCAUCAUCUUUGACUCGGUCCUCACCCCCAUUGCCCUAUACUUCGGUCUCUGGUACGGCGUAGGGCCCGGCACCAACACACCGACCGAGAAGAGGGAAAAGCUCAGCCCCAACGCCGUCUUCUCCAUCGUCACCGCCGCCGUCGGUGGUGCCAGCAUUGUCGAGUACUUUGUCCGCUUCUGGCGUCUGUGGCGUAAGGGCAGCACCUGUCGCGUUAUCGGCGCCCACCGGUGGUACCUCGACUGGUUCCAUUGGAACUUUUCCUUUGCCUGGAUCAUCGUCAUGAUCGAGCUCAUCGUCGGCACCGUGCCCGACCAUCCCCCAAUCCGCCUCCUCUCGAUGCCCGUCACAACUAUGCUCUUCGUCUUUGGCACCGAGCUCCUCCUCGUCGACGUGAGCCGCGCCUUCCGCCUUCCCGCCCCCUGCCGCAUCUCUUCCAUCCCCAAGGGCGCCCAACUUCGCCCGGGCAUCUACUCCCUCAUCGAGGAUGUCUGCGCCGUGGAUGGCUCCGGCGGUACCGAGUUCCGCGUCGCACUCGACCGGCGCUACGAGGCGAGCCACAUCUUUCGCGCGAUGCUGCGCCGGCUAGGCAUCUUCUGGGCCGUCGGCGCUGAGGCGUGCGCCGCGUUGUGCACGGCCUUGAUCUUCACUAUGCCCGGCGAUGUCGCCUAUACAAUCGGCUGGUCGUUGCCGUUCGUGUGGACGGGCCUGUGGACGCUGGCGACGUUUUGGUAUGUCAGCCGUGAGCUGAAGAAGGAGGCCGCGGCGUGGGCCGAGGAAGCGGCGAAAGAGGGGGCGGCGGACUCUGGGGCAUCGGUUUGA